This is a messenger RNA of Schistocerca serialis cubense, 5385 nucleotides long. RefSeq names its product RNA-binding protein 33-like. The transcript has 19 exons. The coding region runs from base 297 to 3089 and encodes 930 amino acids. Gene Ontology annotation, molecular function: RNA binding. The record is from RefSeq and is a predicted model, not a curated record. Lineage: Eukaryota; Metazoa; Arthropoda; Insecta; Orthoptera; Acrididae.
UGAAGCAUUAAAUUUGGCCAUGUUGAAGUGAAUCUGACGGCACUGUUGUCCGUAAAUAAACAAUCUGCGCGAAGCGAAAUUGUGUUGUUCAAGUAAACUAGGCGUUCAAAUAUUCACUGUUCGUUACAGUGUCGAAGUAAAACGACUUCCUGUUCUUUGUGACUAUAAGAGACUGUCUGAGGUCGUUAUAGACAUUACACAAGAGCUAUGUGGCUCAUGAAAUGAAAUAUCGUCUUAUUAGUUAACGAAGACAUUGUGUAAACGUUGGUUCCAGUGUGUGAUGUUCCAGCAGUAAAAUGUCGGAUAACAAUGACAUAAACCUCUUAGAUGAUGAUCUGGAAGAUGAUAUUGACUAUGAUCUUGGUAAUGAAGAUGAAGAUCGUCUUCUGGCAGAUGAUUAUGAGCUACAGGAUUCCUCUGAGCUGGAGGGUCAUGAUCAUGGAGAAAUACUGGAGUCAGAUGAGAAGAGUUUUGUAGAAACUGAUGAGCCAGCUGAAGAUGAUAUUUUAGAUUUGGGUGUAACUGAUGGCCUUGAUGACUUAGAUUCAGAAAUACAAGAAAGUGCUGAUGUUAGCCAGCAGAAACUUGUUGAAGAACAAUCCACUUUUGGCGCAGAAAUAGAGAAAGUAACUGCAGAACCAGAAACCACAGAUCCGAACCACAGUGUAGGUUCCGUCAGUACAGAGAAGAACAAUGCAGAAGAUGUAUCUGCGGAGACUACAACGCAUGUGGAAUCUGAGGAGGAGGAAGAGUCUGAAAUGGAAAGCCGGGAUCGUUUUAAGUCUGAGAGAACCAAUAUUGUUCCCCUGAAGAGCUCAAAGACAUUUGGAAAUAUCCCAGACACUUUAGAUAGUGUAAUUCCUUCAGAUGAUGUUAAUGUAAAGAGGAAAUGGAGAGGAAAGAAAGGAUGGGCUUAUUCGCGACAAUCGGGAUCUAACAUGCGUGGUGGCUUGAAUCAGCGAUUUCACCAGCAGCAGCAACAUUAUCAACAGAAGCUACAACCAUUCCACUCAUUCCAGAACUCUGGACCCCAUUUUGCUCAGAUGCAACAACCACCUCAGAAGAUUCUCAUAAAUCCACACUUCAGAGGUGCUGUACAGCCCCACUCAGAUGCUCGGCUCAUAUGGGACCGGGAAGGAGGAGUAAAUAAUGGUUUUCCUCAACGUAUGAUGGGAAAUGAAGAUUAUGGUCAGAUGCCACAUGGAGGAUUUGAUGGACCCUUCCAGCAAAAUCCGAAUCCUCCCAGCGCUGUGCUUCCUGAUGGCCUCCACCCACAUCAUCACCAUCAGAAUCAAAGUUACCCACCCCCACUGCAUGCAUCACAACAGCAGCCACAAUACUACAAUGAAAAUUAUAUGGAGCAGCCUCCAACUCAUGCCCCUGUACCAAGUGGGCCUGAACCAUGGUUGAAUCACAGCAUGAUGCAGCAGCCACCAGCUCAUCACCAAAUACCACCCCCACAGGCCCCCCCUGACAAUUUUUUCUUGCCCCCACCACGGGAUACUUUAAUGUUUCCACCUCCACAGCAGCAGUUUCCUCCUUUCCAAGAACAGGGACCUCGGUUUCCACCUCCUGGCAAUUUUAUGCCACCACCUGAUAUGCACAUCCAGGGUGCAUUUCGUGUUCCACCUCCUGGUCAAACCAUGGGUCCUGGUGGACGAUUUAGGCAGCCAGUGUCUAGAUUUCAGAAUAUGAAUAUGAAGCGAAGGGUACAUUAUCAAGGUCCACCUAAUGGUCCUAAACGGAUUGCUUCUCCAAAGCAACAAAAUGUUGUCAGUUCUAGUCAACAUUCCCAACAACCAGAAACUUCAACACCUCAACAGCAGCCACCUGUGAAAGUUGUUCCUGUGAAGCGUCUUGACUCUACCCCCAGAAGAAAGAAGCGCAUGCCAGACAUGAGCAACUUACAUGAAGUGAAGACCGUAGACACACUACCAGUACAGGCAGAAAGCACAGCAACAAGUACAGUAGCCACUGCUAGUACAACAAAUGAAGAGGGAGAUCAAGAAGAUGAAGAAACACGGGAGUAUCGACGUAAAAUCGAAGAGCAGAAACGAUUACGUGAGAAAGUACUUCAAGCAAAAGAAAUACGGCGCAUGAUGGCAGCAUUGGAGAAACAGCGUCUUUUGAAGAAACAGCAACAAGAACCGCAACAAGGACAAGAGCAGCAGCAGCAUCAGACUGGUUCUGUUACUGAAAAACUCACUGGAGGUGUUGAUCCGUCCAAUGUUGAACCUCCUAAGGGAAAUGCCAUUGCAACAAUUGUCAAUCGCAAUCCGGUACAGCCAUUGUCAACGCAGGUUACUCCAACAGGAGUUCGCAAGCGUACAGCUGUUACGCGUGUUGGUGUAACUCCUACUGCUGGCAUACAGCGGCAGUUAAAGCAUCAGCAAAAGCAUCAACACCACUUCCACCAACAGCAUCAACAAAUACCGCCACAACAACAAUUCUUACCGCAAGGAGGCCAGCAGCUUAAACAGCAUCCUAUACAGAAGGUGUCUGUAGUCACCAAACAGUCAGUACAGGGCAUUCCAGUUCUACGGAAAAAUAUUGGUGGACCAGCAGCAUCGAAAUCCGCUCCAGGAAUGCAACCUGGACGCAUUGUGAGGGCGCCAUCCCAGCAGGCAUCAGGUACCGCCACAGUGGUGAACCCAAAGAGAGUCACAGUAGUAGGCCAGCAACAGCUACAAGCACGAAAAGUGGUCCUCCGUGGUGCAUCAUCCGGAACUGGUGUUCAGUUGCUCACAGGUCAACAACAGCAAAGAGUGGUUAUUCAGAAGAGUACUACCUUGCAAGGACAGCAAGCAGUUGCAUCUCCAAAUCGAACAGUUAUAGUGAAUCAGGUUGAAGCAGGCCAACAAAGAACAUCUAAAUCGGUUGCAGUAGAAAACCUUUCCGUUGACACUGAUGAAAUGAAACUCCGCAGAAUGUGCCUGCGUGUUGGCACAGUUGAGAAAGUGCAGAUGCAGCCACAGCAUCGACGUGCAGUCAUCACUUUUGCUAACCCAUCUUCAGCGGGAAUGUUCAUCGAUCGUUAUCAGCGUAAAAUUGUUGACCUCUCACUCAUACAGGUGUCACUAGUGCCUUAAACAACACCGAAUUAUUGUGGAGGAAUUAUACUCUUUCUUUGCAGGCUUGCACAGCAUUUUCUUACUGAAAAGAGAGUCUGAGUAAUGACUUACGUCACUGAAAUUGAAAGGAGAGAUUGUUAUAAGUCUUCGUUCGUGAUUCGUGAAGCAGCUAUCUUUGUAUUUCAGCCUUUACAAAGGAGAUAUCACUGGGAGCACUGAAAAUAAAAUGUGUGUUCUCUCUCUCUCUCUCUCUCUCUCUCUCUCUGUCCCUGUCCCUGUCUCUUUUUCUCUUUGGUUUUCAAGCACACAUGACACCCACCCCCACCACCACACACACACACACACACACACACACACACACACACAAUUCCUGCAAUACAGGAAUAUGGAAAAACCUCCUCACAAUUUAUUGUUAAAAAUUCUUUCAGCUGCUUAAUAUGCAUCGCCAACCGUUGCAGCUUAUUUAAGAACACCAAUAUCAAGGAGUCGUACCGUAUGACAAGACCAUAUUUUGUCUCAUUAUUUAUUCUGUAAAUAAUCAUGUAUAGGCCUCUCUGGAGUAUGCAGUUUAAUUUCUUUUCUUUUUAGUGUAGUGCCUGUGUACUAAACAUAAGCACUAAAUAUUUUACAACAGUUUAGUACAUUACUUACAAUCAGAAAAACGUUAAUGUUGAAACCAGGAAUCACAGAUAGCUGCUUCCAUUAACAUAGCAGUGGUGUUUACAGUUGGAAUAGUCUUCUGACAUUUACUCCGUUUGGCAGUGUCAUGCCAGAUACACACAAGGUUUUAGCCUAUUAACUUACAUAAGUACAUUUAUUUGCUGUGCAUACCCUGCAGGAAUGAGAAAAACAAUAUUAGUUGACUGUUGGUGCUGUUUGUCAUUGGGACAGAUAUCUUAAUUAAUUUGGUGUUGCUGUGUAAUGAAUGUCUAGCUGCUGUGAGCAGCUAAAAAACAUUUUUGAUUCAAGACUGAAGAAGUAGAUACUUCACCAUCAUAACACAGCAGCUCAAGAAAAAGACUGAAUUUGAAGUAUUUGUGACUUCAGAGAUUUUUGUCAUAGUUAUCCAAGAAAGUUGUGACAUUUGUAACAAUGUGUGUGUUCAUGUGAACUUGAAGAAGACGCAGUGGUCUUGAAACCGACAAAACUUUAGAAGACUGAAGAUGUUACUAAUUUUUUGCUGCCUGUGGCAGUUCCAUAGCUAAGCUGGAAAAUAUUGUGCUACAACAAAGAAAUGAAACUGGUUUUGUUUAGUUUGUGAAUUAUUUCAUCCUUAUUUCAUCAAAUUAGGAUGAUUUUUAUCUCCUCUUUUUGUACUGGUUGCCAUGAAGAUACAGGAAUGCAGACAUUGUCAACUUCUUUAUGGAUAAGUUGCAUGACUUGUUCUCAAGCACCAUAAAAUAGUUUCUUUAAUACAACUAUUAUACAAUGCUUCAUUCAAGAAGCAUGUAUGACUUUGUAAAAAUAAGUAAUUAACAGAAAGAUCUGUUUCUGAAUGAAUACUUUUUUAUAUUACUUUAGUAAGUUCCUCAAAAUGAAAUCUAUCAAUUUUUGCACAGUGAAUAUCGUUUGCAAUGUGCAUGUUGCAAGCAGUUAAUCAGCAUGAAUGGUAAAUCAUAAUCUGACAGUCAAUUAGAAGAGUAUAUUUUUAAAAGCAGUGGAAUAUUUUUGAAGGAAGAUAUAUUCUACAGUGUUCAAAAGGAUUGUGAAAGACACACAACUCUGAAGUUUGUGUAUGUAUAUAUUGUUGUGAUUUAGCAUUACUACCCUUAGACUUUAGAUAGAUUGAAACUGUGGGGUAGUUAACUCACUUUGAAAGUUUACUUCCAGAAGAUACAAAUUUUCAACAAAUAGUUCUCAGAAAACUGGCUUCUUGAAUAGCGAGGAAAUUCGAGUCCAUCAACUCAACUGGCACCAGGCAUCCAAUAUGCAAGUAAACUUCAAGUGCAGAGGUUGUGCACACCCAACCAACAACAUUCCUGCUACAGAGGUCGACAGUGAUGUUAAUGAAGCCUCCAUGGUGUGAGUGACCUCCAGGGUAAAUGUGGAGCUGGCCUCCCAAAUGCACGAGUCGCUUCUGAGGUGAUGCAAAGAUACAAAACUGUAUAGUAACUUUUGGUGUACUGCUGUGAUUGUAACGUGUAUCUUUUGUAUUGUAUUGUAUCUGGUCACACCUGAAGCAAUGAAAUUUUAUAAAAAUUGUGUUUUGACACUAUCCAUUGACUGGAGAAUUGUUUGUUGUAUAAACAUUAUUUGUUCCUGUGUCUGUUGUUACUGAUAGAAAAUAAAGUACAAAUUAUUGUAAAAUGUGAAA